GAAAAGUGGAAAGCUACCAGCAAUACAUGGUUUUUGUAAAUACAAUGUUUCAUUCACUUUAAACAGUGUGUCAGUCUUGCCCGGGGCUCAGUCGAAUUAGACUCUCUGCAAGUAGUAGCAAACUUGUUACCUUGUAAACGAUGCAGUGGAUGAUGACGUUGUUUGAAAUCCAGCCAUCGUGUGCUCUGUUACUAACAGCCUUCAUUUUGAGAUAUCAGUACGUCACAACCGAAGACUCCCAUGUAUCAAACGCCAAUUACAUCCGUCACUUCAGCGGAAAAUGUCUUCGGUAUAAUCAAGCUCGGGGAAGGCUUGAAUAUGACCAGCUUUGCACUGAGAGAUUUGAAUGGAAAGAGGGAGUGCGUCUCGUGCAUGUGCGCACAAAAAAAUGUCUGACUGUCAAUGGGACAAGUGAUGGGAGUUUCUUGUCGUUGUCACACCAAUGCAAUGAUACCAGUGGCAUGUUCCAAUACGACGAAAGAGCUCGUGCGAUCAUACACCUCUUCACCGGAAAAUGCUUGCAUCCAGAAAAUGGAAUCGCCGACAUCACCAUCGGCACACCAGUUGUGUUAAAAACAGGCUGCAGCCAAAACGCCAGCAAAUUUUACUUCAGAAAGAAAGCCUACUACAUCAUUCGGCAUUACGGUGGACUAUGUUUGCUCUACAUAGAUGCAUAUGAGGUUAUUAAGCUAAGAAAUGAGAUCGCAUGUGAUCGUUUUGAGUACAUUGAUGGUAAACAUUUGAGACAUGUUAGAACAGGAAAAUGCGUCAUUUAUUCAAGCUCGAACAUCCGACUGACUGACGACUGCAGCUCGCCAGCGACAGAAUACGAAACGAAUCAGAAUUUACAGUUGCGAAAUGGUGAACAAUGUGUGCAACCAUCUUCUGGAUUACCGAAUCCUCCUGUUCGCGAUUUGCUUUUGCUGACGCAGUGUAGCCACGAGAACAAGUUUAAGUUCAAUUUCUACGACGAUAAAGAUACACUCCAAGUUGUAAUCAAAUCAGAAAGCUGUGAUGACAUUCCAUCUGGGACCUCUUGCUCACAAUGCAAGGGUCUUGUGUUCGUGAACGGAGGACAAUACAGCCCCAAUUCUCCAGGGAUAAACGUGGUUCUCUUUGAUUACAGAAGUGGUUUGUUUGAAGAGAAAACCAGCUACCGAAUUUAUGGCCAUCCAGACCAAAGAGUGCAGCUAACAAGUUUCUUGAAUAAUCUUCCCGAUGGAAAAAUCCUUUUCUUAUCAGCAAAGGAUUCAGUUUACAUCGAUAACGAUCUUGCAGUUGCAUUGCAAAAGAUUGGUGUAUCUGCAACAUUUGCCAUUGAUUCUCCUCCUACAUCAAAAAUGUCUUUGGCAUUCGUGGGCUUCACAGGGCAGGAGAGAAAAAUUUGGGAGAAAUCCAUCAAUAACCUUGGAGGCUCAGGAGGCUCGCCUCUUCAAGUUACCAUCAAUACUUUUGUUGACCGUGAUGGGGUAAAUGAUUGCUCAGAUGAGCUGGGAAUACGAGUGAAAAGAAUCCCACAAGCAAGGUUUUUCGCAACGUCAGUGUUGAAAAGUGAUGUUGACUUUCAGCCUUAUGCUGCCAGCUUGCACCAUAAAACCCAGUGGUGUUCCAAAACCUAUAGCACAGUAUCGAAAGAGUAUUUGCAGGUGGAUCUUGGAGUAGUAAAACUGGUCAGUGGUAUCGCAAUGCAAGGCCAUUCAUCAAGUUCUGAUCGCGUCACAGAAUUCCAAAUACAAUACAGCGAGAAUGGUGUUUCAUGGCAGUUUUAUAAGGAUCUUCAGAAUUUAGAGCAAAAAUUUAAUGGAACAAGAACAACAAGACAAGCAACUGUAGAUACAAAAGUUAGCUGGUUCCUCAACACAAGGGCGAGAUUCGUUAGAAUUAUUGGAACAGCCAGGAAGUCGUCUUAUUGGAAAAGUUGCUUCCGAUUUGAACUAUUUGGCUGUUCAAUAGCAAGGAGCUUCUUAAGCGUUGAAUGGACACCAGACUCCAGCAGCUAUAUUAAUGAUUCUUAUAAGGGAUCGAUAUCAACUUUUGGUACAGUUCAAGAGAAUGUAACAGUAGGGAUAUCAGCAUCUGGCGAUAACCAAAGUUUGGCAACAAAUAUUGGUCAAAUCCACUUGCUCAAGCUGAACGCAUCUACCAUUGUUGAUAAUGGAACGCUGCUGGAAGACACCGAUGAUAACACAAUGGUUAAAGAUAACAUUAGGCAAAUAAACAGUGCGGCAGUUGUACAGUUCGACAUCAAGGAACAGAAUUAUCAUGCAUUUGAUAUUGACUUUGCUGGGAAUAUACUGGAUGAUGGCCUUCCGACUGGUUAUCGAUAUCUCACCAUAACAUCCGAAACUGGUGAUGCAAUUGCUGUCCAUUCAGCGCCGUUUUUCGUAAGCAGAUGGCAACGAGACCAAAGCAUCCUCCAAUUGAACGCCACGCAUGAAAACGAGGAAUGGUAUACUCACAACAGUUUGCUAACUCUGAACCUUACGUUGUCACAUUUGGCCGCACAGAGUCACGCAAAUGCUUAUGGAGUCAAUAUUAUGAUUUACUACAAUAGCGAAUUUCUCCAGUUCAAAUCAAUAGAGCUUAUGAAAACAAGUGCCUUUACUCUGCCCAUGUCUAGAAAUGUAACAAGGCCCGGCCUAAUCUUGAUUCAAAAUGAUGCAGUUUGGUUACAGAACGACCAAUUUUUGUCCAUAAAAUUUCAAGUAAGUAUCCCAAAAGGUUUAUCGAGGGGUGAAGACUGCAAUGGAAAUAUACUUAUCGAAUUUUCGUACCACAACAACCUGGCAAAAUUAAGCGGAACCGUGAAUACCACUUUGGAACGGCCUGUCCCUUUUAAAUGCAAAGUUAACCAAGCCAAAAACAUCAAGGUAAAGUCUGUUCGUUUGCCGUCUCCUGAAUUCAGCAUGGUUUAUGAUGAUAUAAAUCAGGAUUUCUUCUUCUGCUUGCAAAAGAAGAUAUACAUGACAAGAAAUGCACCUACUUGCUUUUUACAGCAAAAAGACAAGACUUCCUGGGGAAUAAUUCCCUUCAUGUCGACAGUGGAGGCCGUUGACGUUGAAAAGCGAAUUCUUUAUGGGCUUGACAGGGUGGGGAAAUCAUAUGCCAUAUCUGUUUUUCCAUAUGCUGUAAUGGAUCAGAUUGAGGAUUCUGUUUGGACAGCAGUAAUAGAUCAACCACAAACAAGAAUAUCAGUGAAGGCCAACACUUUGGGUUUAUUGCCUUCCAGCCCAGAAAACCCUAUGAUUAUCUCCAUAUCUGGCAAAGCAUCAUGGGCAGCGACAAAGCGCGGUAUUCUAAAAGAGGCCAAUGGGAUAUGGCAGCGAGUGACAAAUUUUGUCUUGUGAGUGAUAACUCUUUCAAGCAACGGACUAUUCUACGCUAAGUACUCAAAUAUUAGCCAAAAGAAGCUUUGGUAUUUUAAAACUCUCUUUGCCGUUAUUUAUUUCAUAAUAGAGAAACCAUUAUUAUUUAAACUCAACAAAUGAAUCAAAAAAUGAAAAAUACCUUAUUCCGACUUUAUUUCUUUGGACAUUAUCCGACGUUUAUACUCUGACGAGUGUCGGACGAAACGUAUUUUAGUGCGACAUACCGUAAAUCGUCGAAUUGCCCCCCCCCCCCCCUCGAAUAAGCCCUCACCCUAGAACUAAAAAUUAUCAAUAAGCCCCUCCCUGGAAUAAGCCCCCACUGCUACUGUCAAUUCUCGAAUUGACCCCUCCAUUUGAUGAUUUUUGUCAUCUGAGGUUGCCUAUGGCGUUUUAUUGAAUUACCACAACAAAUUCAUAUUUUUGGUAAGAAUUAAUUAAAUGCACAAAAAGAAAUUCCCAGUAAAAUAAAAGAGGUCUUUUAAUAAUGUCUUCUUAAUGUCUACAAUAAUUUUAUAAGCCAGCCCCCCUCGUAUAAGCCCCCCUCGAAUAAGCCCCCAUCCAAAAAUAUAAAAAAUAAAUAAGCCCCCAGGGGGGCUAAUUCGAGGAUUUACGGUAUUACCGCUUUUUCGUGCUAUUUUCAAAUACUCCAUUGAAAUGACUGCACACACGACAAGGCUAAACACCAGUUGGCUAGCUCAGUUUACCGAGACACAUUUUGUCACAAGAAUGCAUUUACUUUAAUUUAUUUGAUUUAUUGCAUUAAUUAACGUAUGUGCUUUUAUUUUUUUCAAUGGCCGAUUCUGCAAUUGCAAAGUAAGUUACGCAGUUAUCAAGGACAAUGAAAGUUAUCAUGAAUAUAUGGCUUUACUUGAGAAAAUAAGCUAAUUAUGGUAGGGCUUUUACAACGUAUGAAAAGGGCGCAAUUGCUCCUCUAGCCCUAAUGAUGAUUCCCUAAGUAAAAAACUAGACAAUCGUCCUCACUUGAUAAAUACAAAGACUCGAUACCUCGGAGCUUUGGUCUCCGAAAUAUCUAGAAUUUAUUUCACCCAACACGUUGUAAAAUAGGCCUUCUGUAUGUGAUCAUGCUUAAGAUUGAUGUAUCAUGUUACUUCCUAUUUUGCUGUAAUGUAUGGCUUUUUACACUGUUGACAGGAGUGGGAUACUCUGUGUUGUCUCAGUUGAACAACGAUAUAAAAAUAUCUGCAUAAUUUGUAUCUAGAAUUCAUUUCAGCCAACACAUGUUGUAAGAUAGGCCUUCUGUAUGUGAUCAUGCUUAAAAUUGAUGUAUCUUGUAACUUCUAUUUUGCUGUAAUGUAUGGCUUUUUACACUGUUGACAGGAGUGGGAUACUCUGUGUUGUCUCAGUUGAACAACGAUAUAAAAAUAUCUGCAUAAUUUGUAUCUAGAAUUCAUUUCAGCCAACACAUGUUGUAAGAUAGGCCUUCUGUAUGUGAUCAUGCUUAAAAUUGAUGUAUCAUGUUACUUCCUAUUUUGCUGUAAUGUAUGGCUUUUUACACUGUUGACAGGAGUGGGAUACUCUGUGUUGUCUCAGUUGAACAACGAUAUAAAAAUAUCUGCAUAAUUUGUAUCUAGAAUUCAUUUCAGCCAACACAUGUUGUAAGAUAGGCCUUCUGUAUGUGAUCAUGCUUAAAAUUGAUGUAUCUUGUAACUUCUAUUUUGCUGUAAUACAUGGGUUGUAACACUGAUUUCAUUCUGGAUACUAAAUGUUGUCUCCUCUGAACAACGAUGUAAAAAUAUCUGUAUAAGUUGUAUGACUAGUUCAGUAUGCUAUCCCAGCUUUAAAGUUCUAUUCUCUUUGAACUGGUCCUACGACAACAUUGUCAACUUAACACGCCCCAUGUGGCACAAGCCAUGCUUUCAAGAGAAAAGUAAAGCAUUCAUGAGAACGAGCAACUGUGUUUCCAUAAGACUCUGUUUGGUCCGUCUCACUAUUAAACUUCCUCUCU
This is a messenger RNA of Rhopilema esculentum, 5334 nucleotides long. RefSeq lists its product as uncharacterized. The record is from RefSeq and is a predicted model, not a curated record. Gene Ontology annotation, molecular function: signaling receptor activity. Gene Ontology annotation, cellular component: plasma membrane. NCBI's taxonomy places the organism in Eukaryota, Metazoa, Cnidaria, Scyphozoa, Rhizostomeae, Rhizostomatidae.